This is a messenger RNA of Anthonomus grandis grandis, 2161 nucleotides long. Its product is annotated as calcium-independent phospholipase A2-gamma-like. The transcript is spliced from 8 exons. The coding region runs from base 175 to 1890 and encodes 571 amino acids. Gene Ontology annotation, cellular component: membrane. The record is from RefSeq and is a predicted model, not a curated record. Gene Ontology annotation, biological process: arachidonate metabolic process. NCBI's taxonomy places the organism in Eukaryota, Metazoa, Arthropoda, Insecta, Coleoptera, Curculionidae.
GAGAAGAAUCAGUCAAGAAACUUUUUCUUUGAUAAGAAAUAUAUAAUAUAGUGAUUCAACCCAAAGUAGUUUUUCCUUGGGAAAUUAUAGUACAUAUUGUGAUUCAUUGAACUUCUUAAGUCGACUCUUUUGUGAGUAUUGUUGAUUCAGUAUACUAUUUUUUGAUAAAUAGUUAUGGAAUAUCUCUGCAGGACAAGGCCCUGUAUUGUUGCUGCUGGAAAAAGGUUUCUGUCGGACCCCUCGAAUCCAGACACGUUAAAAAUGCACGCGAAAACUGUGAUAUUAACCCAAUGGAAGUUAAUCAACCAUCUGAAGUCAUUUUUUGCUAAAUUUAACACAGACGGAACAUUCGAAAAGGCACUGAAUAAAGAAUUUAUUGAAUUUUUGCAAAAAGUCGAUCCUAAAACGUAUGGUAAGGACACCAUGAGAUAUUUCUCUUCAGCACUGUCUUUUGAAUCAAACAAAGAAAAAUCUGUGACAGAAACCAAUGGGGAACAAGAAAAAAGUAGUGUGAUAACAUUUCCGACCACCUUUCCCAAUGUUUUCGGAAGUAUAUUUAAGGAUGAACCUAAACCUAAACCUGUGCCUAAAUGGAAGGCCGCUAAACCAGUUAUUUCAAAGGAAUCAGUUACUUCAAGAACAAGCCAGGUUCUUUGUGCUUUAGCACUAGCACAAUCUGAAACAUCCAAACUAGCAAGAGUUGAAGACUUAAUAAGACAUUUAAAGCAAUAUCCAGAGGCCAAGCAUGCUGCAUUCAAAGAAGGCGCGGUAAGACUUUUGCUAAGAAUUAAAAAGAAACACAAAUCAGAAGAUGUACAAAGCGCCUUAAAUGAAGCUUUUGCGUUACUGGGAUAUGCGCUUCCAGUUAAAGGCAAAGGAAUCCGAAUUUUAUCGAUUGACGGUGGUGGUAUUAGGGGAGUCUUAGUGAUUGAAAUGCUAAGAAAACUUGAGGAACUCAGUGGUAAACCUGUGUAUGAAAUGUUCGAUUUUAUUUGUGGGGUCAGUACAGGUGCUAUUGUGGGAUCUCUGAUUGGUUUAAAGCAACACACAUUAGAUGAGGCAGCUGAAGUAUAUAAACGAAUUAGUUCUCAGAUUUUUAAUCAGUCAACAUUUAAAGGGACCAGUAGUUUGGUGUGGUCACAUUCAUACUAUGACACUGAUUUAUGGGAGAAAUUACUUAGAGAACAAUGGGAUAAAUCACUAAUAGAUACUAAUAGAAAUUUGAAAUGUCCUAAGUACUGUGCAGUAUCAGCUUUAGUAAACCACUCCAGAAUUUCCGCAUAUCUAUUUAGAAACUACGCUCUACCAUGCAGAGUACAGUCUCAAUAUCUUGGAAGUUAUGACCAUCAAGUGUGGGAAGCCGUAAGGGCUUCUUCUGCCGCUCCUACUUAUUUCGAGGAAUUUAAAACUGGAAAUAUGAUUCAUCAGGACGGAGGCAUUCUAGUUAACAAUCCAACAGCGAUCGCUAUCCACGAAGCAAAACUGCUGUGGCCGACCACCCCUAUACAGUGUGUCGUAUCCUUUGGUACUGGCAGAACGGUACCGAACCCCAUCGAAAACGCAAUGUCGAACGUUAGCAACAAUACUUCUUGGAAACACAAGUUUUUGGCUAUUUUGGACAGUGCCACUGAUACAGAAGGUGUGCAUGCUAUGUUAUCAGACCUCCUUCCGGAAGGCACUUACUACAGAUUUAACCCUUAUUUGACAGAAAUGCUGUCGAUGUCCGAAAUCGAUCCUGCCAAAUUGGAACAGUUAAAGAGAGACGCGAUUAUGUACCUGAGAAGGAACGAAGAUAAAUUCCAUCAUGCCGCCCAACAUUUAAGUGAGGAAAAGGGUUUUGUGCAAAAGUGUGAGGAUUGGAUGAAUUUACAACGACAGAUUUAUACUUAGGGGUCUAAUAAUAAUAAUAAUAAAUCACAUUGUUUUGAUACUGAUGUGUAUAAGAACUAGGGGUUUCUACAAUUAACUACAUUUCUACUUAUAGUUGUCAUUUUUAUUCUUUUUAUUAUUCUAUAGAUGAGCUGGAUAUCUUAUAUGGAAAUAGUUGUUUAAUAUUGACCAAGUUUAAUAUUUUUAUAUAUUUCUAUUUUUAUGUUAUAGUAGUGUUUUUGUUGUAUUUAAUUUAUAAGUUUUAUAUGAAUAAAGAAAUUGGUUUCAUCAA